GUCGUAACAACUUAGAAACUGAUAAGCAGUUGUGCCUUCAAACCAUUGUAAAUAGCUCAAACCAAUUGAAUUUUGAAACAGUUUAAGCGUAGCGCUGACCGUUAACACAUCACAGUCAGUCAACAGUGUGCGAAAACAUGGUUGCAUUUCGAGGUGCCAAAAAGGAGGAGAAGAAUGUCGAGGUGACAAACAUAUACGAGGACAAAAAGAUCUUUCCCGACUUUCGCAGUGGACCUUUGGACGAGUAUCGCGAUAAGGCGAGUUUCUGUUACAAGCGCCUGAAUGUACUGCUCGAGGGUGAAGAGCACAUACGUCUUAAGCACAAAGUUUGGCAGUGGAUGGAAAAACAUCCAGAUUUCCAGCGUGAACCGGAAGCACCAAAUCUAGAGCGUACUCGAGAGGUGGCCAACAAGCGUCAUCAUUUGCUGUGGGAACAGAAAUUCUUCGACAUCGAUCAAUUUCUCUCAACGCCCCAUCUGAUAUUAGCCUUUAGCCAGGCCAUCUUCAGCUAUGACUUUAGUUUUUCAGUCAAGUUCUCGCUAUCCAAUGGCAUGUUUCCCAGCACCUUGGUCUCAAACGGAUCGGAGCGUCUGGGCAAAUAUGUGGCCAAAAUAUCCGAUGAUCGUAUUUUGGGUGCUUUUGCUUUAACCGAGAUCUCCCAUGGCACAAAUGCAAAUGGCAUGCGCACCACUGCAACUUAUGACAACAAAACGCAGGAGUUUAUCAUACACACACCAGACUUUGAGGCCGCCAAGUGCUGGGUGGGUAAUCUCGGUAAGACUUGCACCCAUGCCAUUGUCUAUGCCCAGCUGUAUGUGCCUGAUGGCAAGCAUCAGGGAUUGAAUGCAUUCCUGGUGCCAAUACGCGAUGAACGUACACUGCUGGCUUUCCCUGGCGUUACCGUUGGCGAUUUGGGCGAGAAAAUUGGCCUUAAUGGCAUUGACAAUGGCUUUGUGAUGUUCAAUAAUUAUCGCAUCCCGAAAGCCAAUCUGCUGUCCAAGACGGGCGAUAUUGAUGCCCAGGGUAAUUACAACACAACCAUUAAGGAUGAGCGCAAACGACUGGGAGCUUCCUUAGGUGCUCUGUCAGCUGGCCGCGUUAAUAUUACAGCCAUCACCUAUGUGGCACUGAGCAAGGCCGUUAGCAUUGCCACACGUUACUCGGCCAGCCGACGACAGUUUGGACCCACUGACAGUAAGCUGGAGUGGCCAGUGAUUGAGUAUCAGUCGCAGCAGUAUCGCCUUUUGCCACAUUUGGCCAACGCAAUUGCGAUGCGCGUGGCAACAUUGUGGAUUGGUAAUGCUAACAUGGAUAUGACUCUAAAGAAUUUGAUGGGUGAGGAUACGUCAAAGGUGGGCAUGGAAAUACAUGCAAUUUCAUCAGCACUCAAGCCUUGCACCACCUGGGCGGCUCGCGAUGGCAUUCAGGAGUGCCGUGAAGCAUGCGGCGGUCAUGGAUAUCUAAGAGCAGCUGGUUUGGGUGAUUUAAGGAACGACAACGAUGCCAACUGCACAUACGAGGGCGAGAAUAAUACACUCAUUCAACAGGCGUCCAAUUGGCUCGUUAACUUGCGUCGCAACAAUGGCAACUUUGUGGAUGCUUCGCCUUUGCAAACAGUCUCCUUCCUCAGUGAUAUGAACGUGCUGCUCCAGCAACAAGCCCAGGAACGUAACGCUGCCCAGGCUCUGGAUCCACACAAUUUGCUAAAGGCUCUGGAUUGGCUAACCGCUUGGCAACUGGAUGCGACAGUCAAACGCUUCGAACAGUUGCAAUUCGCCGGAAAGGAUGCAUUUGAGACACGCAACAAUCUUCAGGUGUUUGCGGCCCAAAAACUUUCAAUUAUCUAUGCGGAGCGCACCAUUUACUAUGUAUUCUACAAAUUUGUAACCGGUUUGCCAGCCUCGGCUGAGCAGCAGGUGCUGCUUAAGUUGCUGUCAUUCCAUGGCGCCAAUUUGAUAACUAAAUACUCCUCGUUGUUCUAUCAGGGCGGCUAUUUCCGCAAUAAUUCGCACAUUGAACUGUAUCAGCAGAGCAUUCUUGAGCUGCUUCCAGUGCUGAAGAAUGAGGCAAUUGGCCUUGUCGAUGCUAUUGCACCUCCAGACUUUAUUCUUAACUCUCCACUGGGAAUGAGUGAUGGCAAUAUCUAUCAGCAUUUGCAGCGCACUAUUGUGUCCACUCCAGGUGUUUAUGAGCGUCCCUAUUGGUGGCGUGAUGUCACCUAUAAGAACUAUCUGCAGCGCGCCAAGUUGUAAGAUUAUUAAGGCACACUAAAAGGCUAGUAAAAUAAGUCUUAUGUACUAAUGCUUAUUAUUAAGUUUUAUCAGCUGAGUGCCUUUAAAAUGUCCAUAUAUAAAUACAUAUGAUCUUGAAGUUCUGUUUCAAAACAGACGUUGUACUUAUAAUAGCUUCUUAUAAUGCGUGAUAUAAUUGUGCAAUAUAUGUUGAACAUAUCUUAUACAUAUUCCAGCUUCGCUAAACAAUAAAAAACUCUUCUUGUACCUACAAAU
Drosophila innubila is the source of this 2507-nucleotide messenger RNA. It is a transcript of the gene Acox3, whose product is annotated as peroxisomal acyl-coenzyme A oxidase 3. Lineage: Eukaryota; Metazoa; Arthropoda; Insecta; Diptera; Drosophilidae. The record is from RefSeq and is a predicted model, not a curated record. Gene Ontology annotation, cellular component: peroxisome. Gene Ontology annotation, biological process: fatty acid beta-oxidation using acyl-CoA oxidase; lipid homeostasis. The coding region runs from base 138 to 2252 and encodes 704 amino acids. The transcript is spliced from 9 exons. Gene Ontology annotation, molecular function: FAD binding; fatty acid binding; pristanoyl-CoA oxidase activity.